Molecule: messenger RNA, 5277 nt
Organism: Acanthaster planci (crown-of-thorns starfish)
Lineage: Eukaryota; Metazoa; Echinodermata; Asteroidea; Valvatida; Acanthasteridae
Product: excitatory amino acid transporter-like
Biological process (GO): L-glutamate transmembrane transport
Cellular component (GO): plasma membrane
Molecular function (GO): L-glutamate transmembrane transporter activity; glutamate:sodium symporter activity; neutral L-amino acid transmembrane transporter activity
Source: RefSeq, a predicted model, not a curated record
CAUCAAGCUAGGCCGGCCGGCUGCACGCUCCGAGCGCUCCUGCAUGUGACCUACCUGUACGAAAUCGGGAGAAGUUGUUGACGGAAUGACCACAGGUGAGGAGCGGGCCUACUGAGCUGCAUCCCCCUUAGAUAUCACUGCACAUAUAGACCCUGGACUGAGACCUGGGAGUUCUGGUCAUUGUAGGGCUCACUUCAAUCAGCGCUGUGUAUUGGUUAACCGGCUUACUGAGAGAGUAAGUGUGUGUGUGCCUGCGCAGCCAAGCGUCACUAAUUCUCACUGGCCCUGGGUUUAGGGUGAAGUCACUUGCGCCUCUCACUGACUGUGAGGGUAUUAGAUGUGGAUUGCUGUGUCUCCAGCACAUCAAGUCAGAAAGCUCUGGGACCAGUGCACAGUGUUGCCUCAGCCGGAUUUCUGUCCUCAAGGAAAUUCAGCAGUUUUUGUGGUGACUUGAAGCAGUAGGAUUUCAUGCAUGUUUACUUGAGUUCCCACUGAGUGUCACCUGACAGCUUUGGUUUGAACCUCCAGGGUCCAAUAAGUCUGCUCGUCUGAAACGGGAUCUGCACACAGGUAUCAUCAAGUUGUAAUCUCUUGGGGCUCAGGGUUGCUGUCGAUGUUUGCGAGUAAGCCUCAGUGAGUGAAAGACUCGGACACACAAACACAGAACAAAGCAAAGGAGAAACAACCCUCCAAAAAACAGCAAAGUAAAAAAAAAAAAACUGACAUAUUGUGAUCCCCGCAUCAAGAUGGAGGUGGAAUCAGGACGAAACGAAUACACGCUGCAGCCUUAUGAGAACCGGCGGUUGCAGAAGGUGCUGAGCUGGGUGCGUCAAAACCUACUGCUCCUCUUCACGCUGGUGGCCGUCAUCCUAGGCAUUGUUCUGGGCCUGCUCCUGCGCCUGGCUGAGCCCUCGGAGGAUGCGAUCCUCCUCAUCGGUUUCCCGGGAGACAUCUUGAUGAGACUCCUCAAGAUGCUGAUUCUCCCACUGAUCGUGGCUAGUCUCAUCUCAGGCUUAACUGGCCUGGACACCAAAGAGAGUGGGAAGUUAGGCCUGCGAGCUCUGGUCUACUACUCGGUGACGACAUGCAUCGCAGUCAUCAUCGGCAUCAUCCUGGUGCUGAGCAUACACCCGGGCAAGGCAGAGACCAAGGCCUCGCUGGGUGAGUUUGGAGAGGAGAAAGAAGUGACCACCAUGGACGCUAUUCUGGAUCUACUAAGAAACAUGAUGCCUGUUAACCUGGUGCAAGCAUGCUUCGAACAAUCAACAACGAUAUAUGAGGAAAAGGAGCAGUUCAAGAAAGUUUUAAUCAACACAACCAUGGACAGCAACGCAACCAUGAUCGCCAACGCAACCAUGACCACAGAGGAAAUGGUCAGCAUGAAUCCCAUGAACAUGUCGGACAUGAUGUUCACUGGCAACCCGAUGACGGGCCCCAAGUACGAGAUGGUCAGCUUGGGUAUGAAGAAGGUGCGCACGAUUGGUUACAAAGAUGGCAUGAAUGUGUUAGGCAUCGUUACCUUCUGCAUCGCUUUCGGCUUGCUUCUGAGUCGGAUGGGAGAGAAGGGGCGCGUCAUGAUUGAGUUCUUUGACAUCUUGGCCGAACUCACCAUGCAGCUGGUCAACCUCAUUAUGUGGUAUUCGCCCAUCGGCAUCAUGAGCCUGAUCUGCGCCAAGAUCCUGGCCAUGGAGAAGCCAGAGGUCAUCUUUGUCCAGCUGGGCAUGUACAUGGUCACCGUCAUCGUGGGGCUGAUCAUCCACCUGGGCUGCCUCAUGACCAUCUACUUUGUCAUCGUCCGCAAGAACCCUUUUGUGUACUUCCAUGGCAUGCUGCAGGCGUGGCUGAUGGCUAUCGCCACUUCCUCCAGUGCCGCCACGCUUCCUGUCACCUUUCGCUGCUUGGAGGAAAACAACAAGAUCGAUCGCCGGGUCACGCGCUUUGUGGUGCCCAUCGGGGCCACCGUCAACAUGGACGGCACGGCACUGUACGAAGCUGUGGCAGUCAUCUUCAUUGCGCAGAUGAACGGAAUCCCCCUCUCUGUUGGCCAAGUCAUCACUGUCAGCUUGACAGCCACGCUUGCGAGCAUUGGAGCAGCUAGCAUCCCCAGUGCUGGGGUAGUCACCAUGCUCUUGGUGUUGACUGCUGCUGGCCUGCCCACCAACGAUGUCAGCAUCAUCCUCUUAGUGGAUUGGUUCUUGGACCGCCUGCGUACCUCCAUCAACGUUCUUGGGGAUUCCUACGGAGCAGGUAUUGUCUACCAUCUGUCUAGGAACGAGCUGGCCGCCCAAGACGCAGCCCUGGCAGCUCAAGAAGCCGGUGGCUCCUACCCAGAUGUCAACCAUCACAGCAAUAAGAUGAUGGACACCUCCAACCGCAACUCCCUGGAGGUGGUGGAUCGGGAACACAAGAGGAUGGAUGGGGAUGCUUCACGGGAAACCAACUUCUAAAAAAAAGUUACCCCCCCUCCCUCCCCCUUCCCCACCGACGGGGCUGGGUUGGUCAUUUCCAUUCCCCAUCCCAUUCUUUUCUGACAUAGUUGAACGCAAACGAAUUCAAUAGUGCUUUCUGUUAGCCAGUAGCGUAAAAGAGAUCAGUUGUCCCUACGAUGACCCAAAUUUGAGAGUGUGUUGUCCGUGUGCCCAUUGCCCAUCGGCUGUGGUCACUUGCUUGACCAGUUUGUCGGUGGCCACGGCCAGUGCACCAGUGAGUAGUACGACUUACCUUGCGUGUAUCAGUGCAAACUCUUGGGUGAAAUGUUUCUUUUAUAUUUUGCCGUGAAGAUCUUGGGAUGCCAAUUUGGUGAAUUGAAGACAGUCCCACUGCUUCCAUCUGCAAAACUUGUUUGAUGAAUUUAUGGCAACGUAGCCCAGACUAAUCGAGCAGGAAAGAAGAACAAAAUGAACAGCAAAUUGUAUCCCUCUCUUGGAUAGGUCAGAAGAAAAAAGAUGGCAGACGUGAAUCUUCUCCUCGUUGUCUCCCUCAAUAAAAUAACACAGGGUGUGCUUAAAUGUGUAGAUGUUUUUGUAUUCCAACCUUAAGUCCAAUUUUUCUACAGAAAAUACAAUGCAUAGCACCAUUUAAAGUCUAUUUCAUUAUUUUUUUUACCUGUUUGUUUAGGAACUUUUUUGGUCAGGGAUUGUGAUGAAGUAGAGUUAGACUGGAUCUGUUGAUUGACAAAAAAAGUGUGGGUUCUCAAGUUAGAAUUGCUCAUUUUAAAGAAAAAUUGUAUAUUUAGGAAUGGUUGUGAGUUGGAGAAAAACCUUAUACAGUUCAAGAAAUGCUUAUUGUAUUAUUUGUUUUUAGAUUUUUGAUCAGUAUCGUAGUUGCGAAUGUUCUGUAGAUUUUUUCUGGUAAUCUUGCUAGUCUUGUAGUGUAUUGCUAAUCUAUAAAGCUCCUUUGUACAGGGCAUCUUUUGUACAUCUGUUUGGUAUGGAUUAGUUAUAACAUGAACUGAUUUGUGACGUGACAUUUUCAGUCUGGUUCAAUGACCAAUGUGUAAACAAACUCAUAGCAAUAAUGAAGUGAAUAUAAAGAGCGUGGUUGAUUGUGUUGAACCCGAUUGUGUAGAUAGGUGCUGAAGUUGUGGAAAUGAGAAAGUGCUCUCAAAAUGUACCCUAACUCCUCAAGUAUCCCUCCUCGGCCUGUGUAGGUGAUACUGACUGUGUCCAAUUAUUCUUGACAAGUAUGUAUAUAAAUAUAUAUAAAAAUUCAGUCUACAUGGGUGAUUUAGAGUGCAUUUAUACACCAGUUAACUUGAUGCACGGCAUGUGUCAAAACAUGGCCGCAACUGUUUUCACAUGGCAACUGUGAUCAGCGUUGGUGUAUAAAUGUGCCUGGCUUUGAACCUUUGCCGUGGAGUUGGUAUGUGCCCAUCUGAGCAGAGUCCAAAGUACGCUGCAGUCGUUGAAAAGUUUCAUUAAGCAAAGAGACAACAACAGUGCAGUCUGUAAAGCUUCUCGUUUGCCAAGUGCAAACAAGGUCAGUGACCGAGGUGAACUCGUGAAAAGCUUGAGAGCUUUGGCAUCAGGUUCUCCUGUGCAGGUGCACUUAGCUGUUGCAUUGUGACACCUGUCAACGGAACACUAUUGUUGUAUCAUGCACUUAAGGGUCCCAUACAUGUGAGGUAAAUGUAGAGUAGAUGUGUGAUAAAAAAUGAUGUUUUGAGGUAGGGACAGUACACGGUACUAUGUACCCACAUCAUUAGUCUUGGAGGGGCCUUUUUCAACUUAAAUUACUCAAAUCCUGUGUUAAAUUUGUCUCCUUCAUUGCUAACCUGUGGUACUCAAUUAAGCCUGACAACUGUAUAGAAUCAGUGUUCUUCACUUGUUUGAAAUUCCAUCCUGAAUCGCAUUCUUCAAAAAAGGGUACAACCGGCUUAGUCCUUUCUACAAAAGGAUGAGAGUUCGGUGUGCUGUUAACCUCUUUCCCAUGAUGCACUGUAAGAAUGGCCUCUCCAUAAUAACCUCUUGGUGGCGCUCUGUGCAGUGAAUCACUUCCGUCACACGGGUAACAGUGCAGUGACUCCUGUCAUUGUGUCAAGGUACAUUUGCCCACACAUGAACACUGUUUUAGUUUAGUGCUUGCAAUGCAAACUGCUGCGAGAAUGUCAAGGCAGACAAUCAUUCAAAUCACACAGUACAACAUCAUUCACAAAAGCACACCUCAAGUCAGCUGAGUGAGUGACUAUGUUUGGCUGUUUGUUUCUGUUGGACAAUUUUGUAAAUAUAUUAAAAUCUGUAUCAAGUGUUAAUACUAAAUGCAUAUAUAUUACUAUAUCAUAAACUGUGUAUAAUGCUACUAACAUAGUUGCAUGUGUAUCUCAUGUUAUAUCAGGGUGUUUCAAAUGAAGAAAACUUAUGGAAUUGUUAAAAACCCCUCCUGGAAUUUUGAACUAUUUUGAUUUUUCAAGGAGAAAUGAAAACCAUUAAUUACUGGUUUGAUUUUACAUUUUUUUUCUUAAUGCUUUUUUUUUUUUUAGUGUGUUAUGAUUUAUUGGUAAGCCAGUGACUAUAGUUGCCUUGGUUAUUUGAAAUUGUAGUUGGAUGCUUUAAACUUUAUUCGACAAUCUGUAAUGAUUGGUUUGUGAAUUAUGCAAGAAUUUGAUUGGGAUGAAAGGUUACACAAAACUAAAAUGACGGAUUGCAAAUGUCAAGCAAUACUUGGUUGUAAGGACCAGUCGUCAGCUAGCAUUGUUUGAAUAAUCUACCUUCAGCUAUUUAGGAGAGAAACCUUGAGUCACAGUUUCUGUGAAAUGAAUUUGCUCAAGAUUGUCGUUAA